Molecule: messenger RNA, 1420 nt
Organism: Vanrija pseudolonga
Lineage: Eukaryota; Fungi; Basidiomycota; Tremellomycetes; Trichosporonales; Trichosporonaceae
Product: Acyltransferase LovD
Exons: 2
Coding region: 1-1269 (422 amino acids)
Source: RefSeq, a predicted model, not a curated record
AUGCCAAGCGACACAACCACACCCCGCGUAACCCAGCAAGGCGCCGCGGCGCUCGACGCGCUCCUGUCCGAAGUCGUCGACAGUCACCAGCUGCCCGCGCUGACGAUCGGCGCGACGAGCGCCCACGGCCCGCUGUACUUUGCGGCGCGCGGCGACCGCGUGUUCGGCGACAGCGCCAAGGGACAAGUGGGCGAGGAUACCGUGCUGCAGCUCUACUCGCAGACCAAGCUCGUCGUUGCCGUGUCGGCGCUGCAGCUCGUCGACCGCGGCGUGUGGAGCUUGGACGACGCCAGCGUCGUGGAGGCGCAUGCGCCCGAGCUUUGGAAGCAGGAGAUUCUGAGCUACGACGAGAACGACAACGAAGUCUACAGGCCGCGCAAGACGCCCCUCACGCUGCGCCACCUCCUCAACCACACCAGCGGCCUAGCGUACCCCUUCUCCUCGCCCGUCUUGGCGAAGUGGGCGGCGAAGCACAAGCUCGCCACCCAGCGCGACCCUAACGCCGGCAUCGCGCCGUUCGAGGUGCCCCUGCUCUUCGAGCCCGGCACGCAGUGGAAGUACAGCGUCGGCAUCGACUGGGUCGGGAUCAUCCUCGAGCGCGUGACCGGCACCACGUUGGAGGAGUACUUCCGCGCGAACAUCUGGCAGCCGCUGGGCAUCAAGAGCAUCACCUUCAACGCGACGGACGCGAACAUUGCCAAGCUGCAGACACCGCAGGCGCGCGUCGAGAAGGACGGCCAGGUGUCGUGGGUCCCGAGCGAGGGGUCGCUGCGCGACUUGACCCCUGGCGUGGUGUACAAGCAGGCGAGCGGCGGCGGCGGCCUGCUGGGCACCGCGAAGGACUACCUGUCCUUCCUGGCGGCCAUCCUGCGGUCGCGCGAGCCCGGGGGAAUCGUCUCGCCCGCAGGCUACAAGGAGCUGUUCAGCAACACGCUCGGCGAGCGGGGCGCCGACAACGAGACGUACGCCGGGCUCGCGGCGUACGCGUUCCUCCAGCCCCUCGACAAGAGUUUAGUCGAGAACAACGCCGCGCACCUCGGCUUCUCGGUUGGCCUCGGGCUUGCGCUCGCCGACACUGCGACGGGGCGCAAGAAGGGCUCGGGGCACUGGGGCGGCAUUGCGAAGACUGGCUUCUGGCUCGACCCCACCAGCGGGAUCGCGGCGGUGAUUGGCACGCAGAUCUUCACGCCCGGCGUGCUGUUCGAGCCGGCGUUCAACGCCGUGUAUGCGCGCUUCGAGCGCACGCUGUACGAUGGGCUCGAGCUGUAGUUUAGUUGUAGAAUAGGAUAUGGAGGGAUGCCUUGCCGACCGGGGCACCGACCGCACCGUCGCGCGCGCGCGCUCGCCGACGAUGCUCUUGGCGUGCGGAGAGCAGUGCGCGAGAUCGGUGCGGGGCACACCAUGCACACAUCAUGUCGCG